This is a messenger RNA of Hydractinia symbiolongicarpus, 1173 nucleotides long. RefSeq lists its product as uncharacterized. The coding region runs from base 1 to 1173 and encodes 390 amino acids. The transcript is spliced from 4 exons. The record is from RefSeq and is a predicted model, not a curated record. NCBI's taxonomy places the organism in Eukaryota, Metazoa, Cnidaria, Hydrozoa, Anthoathecata, Hydractiniidae.
AUGGGUAGCUCGAAGCUCUUGAUCCUUGAUCCUUGUCAUGAGCUUUACCCAUUGCAUAUAUAUUUUUAUGGUAAUAUUUCGACCUCCGUUGUCGAAACUUCAAAAGGUUGGACGAUCACGCCAGACGAAGUACAAGUUUCGUAUGACGUUGUAAAUCUUUAUCCAUCAGUACCGGUGAAAGAAGCAAUAUAUGUAAUUAUAGAAAUUCUAGCUGCUGAUGAUGAAAAACGUAUGAGAACGAAAUUGACUCUGGAGGAUAUACGUUUACUAAUUGAAUUAUGCCUGUCUAAGUGUUACUUUAUAUGGGAAGAUAAAAUCUACCUUCUUCAAAACUCGGGUCCAAUUGGCCUAGCUCUUAUGGUUGUUGUUGCAGAGGCAUUUCUUCAAUAUCACGAAAGAAAUGCAAUUAGUGUUGCCCUCCAACGUAAUCCACCUGUUGCACUGAAAUCGUUUAAAAGAUAUGUUGACGACAGCCAUGCCAGGUUUAUAAAUCUUAAAGAAGCCAAAUCGUUUCAAAACAUUUUGAACGAACAAAAUGACAACAUAAAAUACACGAUGGAAAUUCAAGACAUGACAAAAUCACUCCAGUUCUUAGACCUAAACAUUCAAAAUUGUGAUAGAUGCUACAAAUUCAAGAUCCACAGAAAAAACGCUAUUACCAAUGUACAUGUGAAACCGCACUCUGGGCACGACCCUAAAAUCUUGAAGGUAGAACUAACAAAAAUCGAAAGUUGUUAUCGACAAAAACGAAACGAAAAGCAAGACAGCACAUACGGACAGCAGCAACAAGGUUUAAGGGUAGUAUCAUUGCCCUGGGUACCAGGAUUAAGUCCAAAAUUACGUAAGUCAUUUCGCAAAGCCGGCUAUAAAACUGUCAUUAAAAGCUCUGCUUAUCUUCAGACAAUAUUGACAUCGCAAAUGCGGCAAAAAAUAUGUCAGGGAGACGAAGUUGAGAAUUGUUCUUGUAAUGUUGGUUAUGAUUGGGACACUGCGAAAAUGCUAAAACAAGAAUUUAAUAAAUUUGAUCGUAAGGUACGCGAAGCAUUGGAAAUACAGUUCCAGGACACGUCACCGCGUAGUGAACAUGGCCUUAAUCUAGACGAUGGUCAGUAUGUGACGACGAAAUUCUGGAAGCCAAUGUUCGCGUACCUUAAACGGAAGUCGUUGCAGUGA